AAAAUGAAGAAAGUGGUAUUGUUAUGUGUUGGAAGUUUUAACCCCAUCACGUUUAUGCACAUUCGUAUGUUUGUUUUGGCUAAAGAGUACCUGUAUAACAAACUCCAAUGGCAAGUUCUCGGCGGAUUAGUAUCCCCUGUCCACGAUGCAUAUCGCAAGAAAGGUCUGGUGUCCGCCGAACACCGUGUGAACAUGGUGAAAAUUUCCCUGAAUGACUACAAAGUGCCUUGGAUCAAGUUGUCCGAAUGGGAAACCAAGCAGGUGGACUGGCAGCGGACCCUGGAAUCAUUAGAAUACCAUCGGCAGAUGGUGAAUAGUCAGCCAGAAGAAUGGUUUCCCGAACUCGCAGGUGGCAGUGAGAAGCAAGACAUCCAAGUGAUGCUACUAUGUGGCAGCGAUGUGCUGCAGUCGUUUUCCGUGCCCGGAUUAUGGAGUGAAUCGCAAGUGGAUACUAUUCUGAAUAACCACGGCGUGGUGUGCGUCACCCGGGCCGGAAGUGCAGUCGAGGAUGUCAUUCGCUGCUCUCCCCGCUUAUCGAAAGCUCGCGAUAGUGUCAUAAUUGUGCCGGAAUGGUUUGAGAACAACGUAUCGUCGACAUCGAUUCGGAAUGCGGUUCAAGAAGGGCGCUGCAUCGGCAUGUUGGUGACCAUGUCGGUUGUGGAUUAUAUUCGAGAACACAGACUGUAUUUGGACGACGAAACCCAGCCGAAGACCUUGCCCGUCUUAUUUAUGUUCAAAGCUAUCAGUUCUGUUGGCCAUGGGGAUGCGUACGAGCAGGCUUUGAAAGAGGCCGGGUGGAACGUAGUUCAGAUUCCCGUGAUAAACUUCCAAUAUUUGGGCGUGCCGGAAUUGCAAAAUGCCCUUUUCAGACCGGAACAGUAUUCCGGAUUAAUAUUAACCAGUCCACGCGGAGUGGAAGCUCUAGCAUUGGCAGCAAAAGGCAACGAAAACGCUUGGAAGGAUACGCACUGUCCAGCCUGGAAUACGAAAUCCGUUUAUGCCAUCGGCGAAGGCACUGCCGCAGUCGCGAGAGCACUUGGAUUAGUUCCUACCGAAACCGAAGCCGGCAGUGAAAAAGCUUUAGGUGAAAUAAUAGCUGGCAGAAAGGAGCAACAUACUGAACGUCUUUUGUUUCCUUGUGGCAACCUUCGAUUGGAAUCUUUGAGAAAUAUUCUGGAUGAAAAAGGAAUAUUUGUGGAAUAUAUUGAGUCCUAUGAAACAUCCGCUCAUCCGCAGCUCGUAUCGCUAGUCCAGCAAGCGCUGCAAUCACAGGGAUUUCCGGAUGCAGUAUUGUUCUUCAGUCCAUCAGGAAUCCAGUUUAUGGAUGAAAUUUUGCGACAGGAGUCGCUGGCCUUCAAGCAAACUAAGUAUGCGGCCAUUGGUCCGACAACUGCGGAAGCGAUGCGCACUCUAGGAUAUGCAGUGGACGCUGUGGCCGAGAAGCCGGAGCCGCAGAGCGCGGUCAAGGCCUUAGCCGCCUGCCGACCAAAAUAGACGGGAACGGUGCAUACUGAUCUUGUCUUCGAUUGAUGAACGGAUCUUGUCUUCGAUUGAUGCACUGCCGAAGUGUGUGGAGUUCCUGGAUCGCAGUGGAUCAACUGUGGAUGUAUGUGAUGUGUAACAGUUGGUAAUAAAUGGUGACAGUGUCGUACGCUGCAGUUUCCAUCUUCUGUUUUUUUGUAUGGACUGACGAAAUAAAUAAAAUAUAAUACAAGUUUUUAUGUUUAAAAACCUGCACUUGGAAAUUGGUUUUGAGUUGCAUUGAUUUGUCAUUAAACUGCGCGAUUUGACACUACGUGAUGCCACAGCUUAUUACUG
This is a messenger RNA of Paramacrobiotus metropolitanus, 1818 nucleotides long. RefSeq lists its product as uncharacterized. Gene Ontology annotation, molecular function: nicotinamide-nucleotide adenylyltransferase activity; nicotinate-nucleotide adenylyltransferase activity; uroporphyrinogen-III synthase activity. Gene Ontology annotation, biological process: tetrapyrrole biosynthetic process; NAD+ biosynthetic process. The transcript is spliced from 13 exons. Bases 4 to 1494 code for a protein of 496 amino acids. The record is from RefSeq and is a predicted model, not a curated record. NCBI's taxonomy places the organism in Eukaryota, Metazoa, Tardigrada, Eutardigrada, Parachela, Macrobiotidae.